CCCUGUGGAGUAUGUUUAUUGACUACAGAUGUUAAACACUUUGCUGAGGAACAGAAAGCUUCAAGAUAGAGUAUGUACUUCACCUGAGUGGUUGCAUGGAAACCGGUCGUGUGUCUGACUAUUUAAGAACUCAAGUGGACAGUAUGCUUACAAGUUUAAAGGGCGGGAUCACAACUUCAGAUUGAAUUGGAAUGACUGCAAGAUUGUUUCAGGAUUAUAAGACUUUAUGUAAAAGAAGUUCAUAAAAGACGUAUUAAGCCAGAAUGCCUCCCACUCAGGCUGAAAGUGUUAUAAAGAAUAUCAUUCGAGAAAUAGGACAAGAAUGUGCAGCCCAUGGAGAGAUUGUUUCUGAAACUCUGGUUGCAUUUAUGGUGAAAGCUGUUGUCCUGGACCCAAGUAAUGGCUUUAACACAGAUAGAACGCUCCUAAAAAGUGAUGUGCAGAAACUUGUUAAGCUUUGUGUGAGUCGGCUAUUGGAUAGUAAAAAUCCAUCCCUGGACACCAUAAAGAUGCAAGUCUACUUUGAUAUGAAUUAUACAAGUCGAGGGGAAUUUCUGGAAGAACAUCACCGAGUCAUAGAGUCUAGAUUAAGUUCUGUUAGCAGAGAAAUUACAGAUAAUCGAGCAUGUGUUCGGGAAGAACUGGAAAGCCUCUACCGCAAGAUUGUCAGCUAUGUGUUACUGCGCUCUGGGCUUGGGUCCCCAACAGAUAUCAAGAUUGUCAGAGAGGCAACAGCUGCCCUACAGAGUGUGUUUCCUCCGGUUGAGCUGGGGACCUUUCUAACUCUUUCCAAGAAGGACAAAGAACGCCAGCUGAAAGAACUCACCAUGAUUGUUACUGGAAUCCGUUUAUUUAACCGAGACUGUGGAAAGGGAGGAGAAGGCAUUGAUGACUUGCCUGCUAUUCUGCAGGAAGCAAUCCCAGUCAGCACUCAGCAUGUUGAUUCCCAGCUCGAGGCUGUCCAGGACCAGGCAUACCGCUACACAGCCAUCCUCGAGAAAGCAGCGAAGAACCCACUCUUGAGUCAAGAACUUCAGCCGUAUAUGCUCAAAGAAGCGCUGUACAAUGCACGGCAAUAUGAGAUCUUCCUUCAGAUCAUUUUGUCAGAUAUAAUUACUUGUGCUCGAGAAGUGGAAAUGAUGAUAAAGCAGUUAGGAGCCCAACUGGAACAAUUAAAAAUGACUGUGAAAUCAAAGACGGCUGUCCCAACAUCACAAGUCUUUCCCAUCUUCAUUGCCCUUUCCAAUGUGUGGACCAGCUUUCAGGAUGAAACUGUUUUGAUUAGCGUCCUCAGUAAUUUAAUGACUCACCUUGAGCCAUUUCUGGGGGCUCAUGAACUAUUCUUUCCUGAGAAAGUAAUGCAAGACCUUCUUGAUGGAGUGACAGUGAAAACUGAUAUGUAUAGAAUGAAAGAACACAUGGAAGAUAGAGUGAAUCUGGCAGAUUUCAGAAAACUGGAGUGGCUUUUCCCAGAAACAACAGCCAAUUUUGAUAAAUUGUUAAUUCAGUAUCGGGGAUUUUGUCCUUACACAUUUGCUACAACAGAUGGUCUUCUCCUUCCAGGAAAUCCAGCAAUUGGAAUUUUGAAAUAUAAAGAAAAGUAUUAUACUUUCAAUACUAGAGAUGCUGCAUAUUCAUUUGCAGAAAAUCCUGAAAAUUAUAUUGAUAUAAUUAGGGAAAAAGCCAAAAAAAAUGCAGAAUUAAUUCAGCUGCUGGAACUUCAUCAACAGUUUGAAACCCUUAUUCCAUAUUCUCAGAUGAAAGAUGUGAACAAACAUUAUACAAAACCAAUUACAAAGUGUGAAAGUAGCACCCAGACAGACACACACUUACUGCCGCCAACAAUUGUGAGAUCAUAUGAGUGGAAUGAAUGGGAAUUAAGAAGACAAGCUAUAAAACUGGCCAAUUUGCGCCAGAAAGUUACUCACUCGGUGCAAACUGAUCUCAGUCACAUGAGAAGAGAAAAUUGUUCCCAGGUGUACCCUUCAAAGGAUGCUAGCACGCAGUCAAUGACAGAAGGCAGCAGCCGAGUGCCCAGGCCCCAGAUCUACAUAGCUGGUCUCCGUGGGGGCAAGACUAAGACCACCCGCGGAGUCAAGGUGAACUUAACCAGAGCUGUGGAUGAAACUUAGUUAGAGACCAUGUUUUCAACGUAUAUACCACCAAAUUAUGAACAAUGGCAAAUACUUAAAGCAGUUUUGCAUCCAUGAAAAUUUUGUGGGGUUGGCACAGUGGUUGGUUGUAUGAAUUUUUUGGAUUCUCAUUUAUAGGUACUGUCAAACUGCUACAAAAAAUGAAAAAUUGUUUUCUGUAAUUCAUUUUUCAUUCUAU
Camelus dromedarius (Arabian camel) is the source of this 2331-nucleotide messenger RNA. RefSeq names its product cilia and flagella associated protein 206 (gene CFAP206). The transcript has 13 exons. Bases 264 to 2132 code for a protein of 622 amino acids. The record is from RefSeq and is a predicted model, not a curated record. Gene Ontology annotation, cellular component: ciliary basal body; axoneme. NCBI's taxonomy places the organism in Eukaryota, Metazoa, Chordata, Mammalia, Artiodactyla, Camelidae. Gene Ontology annotation, biological process: regulation of cilium beat frequency; regulation of flagellated sperm motility; sperm axoneme assembly.